Styela clava is the source of this 3031-nucleotide messenger RNA. RefSeq names its product 5'-AMP-activated protein kinase subunit gamma-1-like. The record is from RefSeq and is a predicted model, not a curated record. Gene Ontology annotation, biological process: regulation of catalytic activity; protein phosphorylation. Gene Ontology annotation, cellular component: nucleus; nucleotide-activated protein kinase complex; cytoplasm. Gene Ontology annotation, molecular function: protein kinase regulator activity; protein kinase binding; AMP binding. NCBI's taxonomy places the organism in Eukaryota, Metazoa, Chordata, Ascidiacea, Stolidobranchia, Styelidae.
UUUUUGAUCUCAUAUAUAGCAGGUAUAAGCUAGUCACUUAACAAAAUAAAGCAUAAUUCUGUAAUCAACGCUGCAACGGGUUCAGGCCGCUGUAUCUGGCAAAAAUAUUUAAAUUUAUUGUUUAGUUGCUGGGCUGUGCUUGUCAUUCAUUGUUUCUGGGCAACAGAUUCUAAAAUAGAUUUUGAGGCAGAAGAUAUUGAAGGUGAUCUGGUAAAAGAAGUUUGAAUUAAUUGCACACAUAUAUAAGCAGGUGACUCACAAGAAGUGCCUUUGCACAGGAAUCAACGGUCAUCAAAUAUUUUUAAUCAUUACAGAAACCUCCAAAUAAACUAUUCCCGCAGGAAAUCCUCCAAUUCUACUGUUCAGAGCAGAAAGCUUUCAGGAACUUCUGAACUUUCACAGCAAUCUGGUAUUACCUUCACAGCAUAUACCCAUAGACCAUCAUUUGAUUCUUGUCCUGCAGUUCAAAUUCCCACAACCCUGGAUCCCAUUGAAUCAUCAACAAGUGGUGCCAUAAUAUCUCAGAAUGAAGGUAGAUAUUCCGAACCUGAAUUGGCAGAAUUAAAAGGAGGAGGAAGCGAGGUUCAACAAAUUCCUCAGAGUUCAAGCGUUUCUGGUGACAUCGGAUAUAUACAAACUGACAGUAUGACUGAGAUUUCACCAGGAUUAUCCCGCUCAGAUGAAAUGAUGGAUCUCACUGGGGAGUCGGAUGAACAUUUUCAGAGUGGAAUGAUUGACAGAUUGAGUUUAGAUGGUGAUGAUGUUCAUGAAAUGCCAGAUGAUCUUGAUAUCACAGAGGAAAAUCAAGUUUUUGCACUUUUUAUGAAAGAUCAUAGAUGUUAUGACCUUAUUCCCACUAGUUCGAAGCUUGUCGUAUUUGAUACAAAAUUACCAGUGAAAAAGGCCUUCUUUGCACUUGUAGCGAAUGGUCUGCGUGCAGCUCCACUGUGGAACAGUGAACGCCGCGAUUUUCUCGGAAUGUUAACAAUAACAGAUUUUAUUAAUAUAUUAAAAACUUAUUAUAAGUCACCUCUCGUUAAAAUGCAUGAGCUCGAAAAGCAUAAGAUUGAAACAUGGAGAGAUGUUCUACAUAGCAGAAAACUUGUGAGCAUUGGUCCAGAAGCAAGUUUAUUCCAUGGAUUGAAAAUUUUGGUCCAAAACAAGAUUCAUCGUUUGCCAGUCAUCGAACCAAAGAGCGGAAAUCCAUUGUAUAUAUUAACGCACAAGAGGCUCCUUAAGUUUCUUUAUUUGUUUAUGAAAGAUAUGCCAAUGCCAUCAUUCAUGCACAAAUCCUUGGAAGAACUGAGAGUUGGAACCUAUGAAAAUAUUAUAACAGUUACUGAAGACACUCCUGUUAUAAGAGCUUUGGUACAUUUUGUUGAUCACAGAGUCUCAGCUUUACCAGUGCUCGAUGAAUCUGGAAAAGUUGUUGAUGUCUAUGCCAAGUUUGACGUUAUUAAUUUGGCAGCUCAACGCUCUUACAACAACCUCGAUGUCACAGUGAAACAAGCAUUGAGUCAUCGUCAAAAAAGGGCGCCUGGUGGCGUUUUACGAUGUUUUUUAUCAGAUUCACUACUUACAAUCGUCAAAAGAGUUGUUGAUGCAGAGGUUCAUCGACUGGUUGUGGUUGAUCAGGAAGAUAGGGUCAUUGGAAUUGUAUCAUUGUCAGACAUGUUAUCUCGUAUGGUACUGAAACCAUUUCAAGACUAAAAACAUUGACAUUUUUCAAUGAAUUUCGUUUUGAAAACUUGACUUCACGAUGUUUCAAUUCACAUGCACUUCACUUAAAUCGAUGGCCAAUUGAAUCAAAAAUCUUUUAUGUUUAAAUUUUGAUUCUGAUUUGCAUUAGAUACCUCUGCCAUUCUUUCAUGAUUCUUUUAUUGUAGCAUACUCAAGAGUAGUACUGAGCUACGUUAUAUGUGAUGGCAUUUGUCUACUAUAAAUUUGUUCUGCAGCAAAAUUGGAGUAGAUACCUAUACUCUUUGCCUGGGGGGAUUGGAGAAGACAUUGUCGAAAAAUACUUAUAUAACUUGGAAUUGUUUAAUUUUGUAUCACAGUAUAAAUAUUGGAGUCUAAAAAGAUUUUGAUAUAUUUGAAAUUGUUAUACCGUCUCCACGUGUCAUUAUUUAUAUAUAUAUAUAUAUCAAAAUUAUAGGAAUUGAGAUUUUUGCAGCUUAUAUUCGCAAUAUUGCGAAAUCUAUGUAUCAUUCUCAUAUGUCGCAUCUGCCUGAAAUUGAAUGAUUAAUUAUUGUUAAUUUUUAUAACAUUUUAUCCAACUUGAAAUUUGCUCAUGUUCGAUAUAAUUUAGACUCUGAUGUUUUCUAACAUUUCGUAUGCAUGUUUGUUUUCUGUUGAAAAGUGUAGUUUUGAGAAUAAUAACCUUUAAAUUAUUCAAGCACAGCAUGCCAAGAACGUUAUUCUAUAUUCCAGACAUGAAGAUAGUAUAUCUCCUUUUUAGGUUUGGAUAAGUUCUCUGAGUGUCUAUUUUUUUUUUCAAUCAUCUAAUAGAAACAUUGAAUUGCAAGGUCGUUUAGUUCAAGUUGUGUUCAGGAAACUAUUCAAACCUUUUUUUUGUAUGUCCAAAUACCAGAUGACACAACAAUAUAUUUAGCAGGUGAUUCAUUCAUUGUUAUGUCAUAUGUAAUGUUAGUUUUUGAACAAAAUAAAAAAUGGACCUUUUUAUCUGGUUGAUUGUUAAGCCUGCAUGACUGAAAAGUAUUGAAACUUCAUUGUCUUUUCAUCUAUGUCGUCUCAUCACAUUGAAUAGUCUUUUUUGAGAAAAUGUCUUUUAUUUUACUUUAAAAAGAAAAUAAUAUCAACUAAUUUCUAGUCCCAAUCGUAUUCUAUUACAGAUUUUCUUGUGUCAUUAUUUAUAUGAUUUCAAGUUGUCGCAGUAGUUGAAUGUUUAACAUAACCCAUAUUUUUUGCUUAUUUUAUAACGUUUUUUUAUUCACUAGUCAAUGUUUCAUGGUUUGCACUGCGGCUUUGAAAAGUCCUAUCACUUGGAAUAUAUUGAUCAUUUUUAACUUAA